AUGAAUACUCAUCCGCUAAACGUAAGCAAUAACUCUGAGAUUUCCGCAUCCGUUAAAAGAGCAGAAACUUAUUUAAUCUCCUUGAUAUACGCAGUCAUUGCUGUAAUUGCAGUGUUUGGGAACAUUCUAGUUAUACUCGCGGUUUACAUCAACACACGUCUGCAAACGAAAAGUAACUAUCUCCUGGUGGCUUUAGCUGUACCCGACUUCUUCCAAGGUGCAGUUUCACUCCCCUUAAGACUAGUAGAAGUUCUGGACGUUAACUGCGAUCUAAAAUCUUUCUGUCCUGUUGCGAUACCAGUGUCUACGUUGUUUGGCGCUGCUUCAAAUCUUCAUAUUCUUCUUGUCGCUGUUGAAAGGUCUGUAUCCAUUUUUUUCCCGUAUUGCUACUACAGCUGGAUGACGACAAAAAAGGUCUUGAUGGGAGUUUGCGUGAUUUGGUUGUCUGUGGUGACUGUCUCACUCCUGCCUGUCUUAGGUUGGGGUGGAAAAGAGCCUGAAACAGUGGUAACCUUCUGUCGAUUCCCAUCGUUUCUAAUUCAGGAGUAUAUCACAUGUCUUUAUCUAUUCGUUCACGUCAUUCCCAUAAUCGUUGUCACCUUCCUCAACGUUUUCAUCUUAAGAGAAAGUCUUCAUCACUUACGGCGAAUUGAAGCACAAGUCGUUUCCAGCGGUUUUAACCUCGCGGGAAGGGAUAGUAAUUCCCAAUUUUUUCCACAGCCGAUGGAGGCAGUGAGACAGAAGAAGGUAGAAGCCAUGAAACAGCGAAAGACGACGUUUAUUGUGGCUGCAGUUGUGGGAUCUUUCAUCUUGCUAGUAGUUCCAAUUGUAACCAUCGACAUCGUUGAGAUGCUGACAGCUGCCGUGAUACCAGAAGCUGUUGUUAAAAUUGCUGUGCUGAUGAUUUACGCGAAUCAUUGCGUCAACGUUUUCGUUUACGCUGGUUUAAACUCUGAUUAUAGGAGGGCUUUUAAAAAUAUUCUUAAAAAAUGUGUUAAUGUUUUCCGUUUGCGUAGAACAGGAGGGCAUGACUGA
Pocillopora verrucosa is the source of this 1035-nucleotide messenger RNA. RefSeq names its product alpha-1A adrenergic receptor-like. Gene Ontology annotation, molecular function: neurotransmitter receptor activity; G protein-coupled serotonin receptor activity. Lineage: Eukaryota; Metazoa; Cnidaria; Anthozoa; Scleractinia; Pocilloporidae. The record is from RefSeq and is a predicted model, not a curated record. Gene Ontology annotation, cellular component: plasma membrane; dendrite. Gene Ontology annotation, biological process: chemical synaptic transmission; G protein-coupled receptor signaling pathway, coupled to cyclic nucleotide second messenger.